AUGAAAUUAGGUAGAGUCUUGUUUAUUUUAAUUUUUAUUAAACUUUUUUUUUCUAUAAAUUCAUAUAUCAUUAAUAAUAGUAGUGAUGAUAAAAUUAAUAAUUUCAAAAUAACAAAAAUAAAAGAAGAAGGAUAUAAAAUAUUUAUAAUACCGCAUAGUCAUUGUGAUAAUAGUUGGUUAAAAACAAAAGAGGAAUAUUAUAAUGGUACAGUGCAGUAUAUUUUAACAAGUGUUAUUAAAGAAUUAAAGAAUGAUCCAGAAAAGAAAUUUAACUGGGCAGAAAUAGGGUUUUUCUAUGAAUGGUAUAUCAAUCAAGAUAAUUCAACACAAGAAAUUGUAAAGCAAUUGGUUUUAAACAAACAAUUUGAAUUUUUAACUGGUGGGUGGGUUCAAAGUGACGAAGCAACUGUAAGUUUAGAUGAUGUUAUAGAUCAAAUGACACAGGGUCAUAUGUGGAUAAAAGAUACUUUUAAUGUUACAGUUCAAUAUGGGUGGCAAAUUGACCCAUUUGGUUAUUCAUCUUUAACUCCUACAUUGUUUUCAAGAAUGGGGAUAAAGGGCCUAAUUAUAAAUAGAAUAUCUUAUAAUGUAAAAAACUACAUGAAGAAAAAGAGAGAAAUGGAAUUUUUAUGGAAAGGCUCAGAAACAUUAGACACCGAUUCUGAAUUGUUAAUUUCGACACUAGACAAUCAUUAUGACUAUCCCGAAAUGUUGAAUCCAAAAAACAAAUAUCCAAUUUCCCAAAGGGUAAAGAAAUAUUUAGAGUAUUUGGAACAAAUAUCAAAAACAAGAAUUUCAAAAACUAUACUAUUACAAAUUGGCGACGAUUUUACUCAUUAUAAUGCAAAAAAGGAUUUUUCAGCUUCUGAUGAAUGGUUAUCUUAUAUCAAAGAAAGAAAGGAGGAAUAUGGAAUAAAAGAAAUAAAAUAUGCAACACUCUCGGAAUAUUUUGAACAACUAAAAAAAGAUAUUGAAUCUGAAAACAUCAAACUAAAUGUAUUUAACAAAGAUUUUUUCCCUUAUGCAACAUCUGAAAAGGAAUACUGGACUGGAUAUUAUACAACAAGACCAACUUUAAAAAGACAAAUAAGAGAUGUUGGUAAUUUAAUACGAAUAUCAGACUCAAUGUUUUCAAUAUUAAAUAUCAAAAACAAUAUUACUGUGUCAAAUAGUUUGUAUCAAGACUUGAAUGAAAAUAGAAAUGUAUUAUCAGAUGCUCAACACCAUGAUACAAUAACUGGAACUUCGAGAAGCUAUGUUUUGUUUGAUUUUUUUUUAAAAUUGGAAAAAGCAAGAAUUAGCUCAUAUAAUAUAAUUUCAAAUUCUUACAACUUAUUAAACAACAUUUCAAAUAGUGAACCAUUGCAAUAUCAAAAUAUAAUUGAUUUAGACGAUUUAAAAGAUGAAUACUAUUCAGUGGUAUUUUUCAAUUCUCUAGGGUGGUCAGUUAAACAGCAUAUUUCAAUAAAAAUAAAAACAAAUAAUACCAUAGCCCUUUCUCAAAUUUCACUAUUAAACUCAAACCUAUCAAUAAUAUCAGAUAUUCAAAUAGUUUCUUUAAAUUAUAAAAAUAGAUGUUUUGAAAACGACGAUUUGUAUUUAUUAUUUGCAAUUAUAGAAAUACCACCAAUGGGAUAUUCAACAUAUUAUUUAAGCUUAAAUGAAAAUAAAAGUAACAGCAAUCAAAUAGUACAUGGUAAAAUAAUAUACUUCCCAAAUAAUUUAGUUUUCAAGACCAAAGAAAUAGAAUAUGAAUUUUCGAGGAAUGGAUAUUUAAAAUCAAUUAAAAACAUUAAAUCAAACAAAAUGACUUUAAUUAAUCAAGCAUUUUACCAAUACCAAUCAAAAGAAAGUGGACCAUAUAUUUUCAAUGCUGGUACUAUAGAAAAUACUUUGAAGAAGCCAAGCUAUUUUAUACUCUAUGAAGGAUCUCUUGUUAAUCAGCUUACCAUGGUAUUUGACUCUGGUGAUUGUGGUACAAUUUCUAUGGUUAAUCAAAGAAUAUACAAUAAUCCAAACCUCAAUGAACUAUCUUUGAUAACAGAAAAAUAUUUAGAAACUAGCUAUUCUUUUACUGGUGAAAUGAAUAAAGAAAAAAUUAUUAGAUAUAAGGUAAAGUCAUUUUCAAGUAAUAACAAUGAAUUCUAUACAGACAAUGGUUUAGAAACAAGAAAAAGAGUUUACCGAGAAGGUUCAACAUCUUCUAACUAUUACCCCACUCUCCACUAUGUAAAUAUCAAAGAUAAAUUAAAAGAUGAACAAUAUACUCUUUAUGUAGACCGUUCCGUAGGUGUAACAUAUCCUUCAAAAGGUGAAAUCGAAAUAAUGCUUCAUAGAACAAUGGAAAAUGAUGAUUGGAAAGGUGUUCAAUGGCCCUCAAAGGAUAUAUCAAGGAUUGAUGGUAAAAUAUAUUUUAAUUUCGACACUAUUGAAAACCAAAAACAACAUGAAAAGAAACUAUCAUUACAAAUAGAUCACAACCCAAUUUAUUUGAUUAAAAAAAUAUCAAAUAUAAAACAAUUAAAAAAUAACCCUAUUCAACACCAAUCACAAUUUAUAUUAAAAGAUUUACCAGAUAAUAUUCACUUACAAUCAUUAAAAACAUAUUCAAACAAUAGAAUUGGUCUUAGACUAUUAAAAAUUAAUCAAGAUAAUAACAAUAACAAUCACUCUACAUAUUUAAAUUAUAUAAAAGUUAACCCAAACCAUUUAGUUGAAACAGGGUUAUCAUUUUUAGAAAUAUCAAAAGAUAAUUUUUUAAAUAUUUCAAAAAAUAAUUUUAAAGAUAAUAAUUUUCCAAUCUACUCGGGCCAAUCUGAAUAUAUUUACAAAAAAACAUAUCAAAAUAAUACAAAUCAUUUUUACCCAUUAGAAAUUAAAUCAUUCAUUAUAAAUUUAAAUAAUAAUAACAAUAAUAAUAAUAAUUUAAAGGUAUAUAAUUACAAUAACCAUUUUACUUAUGAUAAAAAUAAUAUUUCAAUAUAUUACCAAUACGAUUUCUCAGCUAUACCUUUAGAGUUAUCGCAUUAUAAUGAUAUAGGUCAAUACAAACAAAAAAGUCAUAUUUGGAGGAACUUAUUUAUUAUAUUAACCCCAACUAUUCUUUUAGCAAUAGGAAUAAUAGUAUAUAUAAAAUAUAAUCAAAGAUUUAUUUUUAAAGAAAAAUCAGAAUAUAUAAUGCUCAAUACAAUAGACUAUUCAAUAUAAAUCAAUAAAUCAAUAAAUCAAUAUAAAAAAAUUAAUAAAUAAAAGAAUUAAUAACCAUUUUAUUACUCUUUUUAAGUAUUUCUUUAAUUACAAUUUUUUUAUUCUUUAUUAUUUAAUUGCUAUAUAAUUUAUUGUACUUUUCUGCGCAAUUUUUUAAAGUUUCGUCACCUAAUCUAUAAGUGGUCCAUUCAUUCAUUGGUUUAGCGCCUAAACUUUCAUAAAAGUCUUUUGAACUUUGAUUCCAAUUAAGACAAGCCCAUUCUACUCUUCCAUAACCUUUAUCAUAGGCAAUUUUAACUAAAUUUAAAAGCAUUUUCUUUCCAUAACCACGACCUCUAUAUUCUGGUUGAACAUAUAAAUCUUCUAAAUAAAUACCACAUUUACAUAAAAAUGUACUUUUAAAAUG
This is a messenger RNA of Dictyostelium purpureum, 3613 nucleotides long. RefSeq lists its product as uncharacterized. Gene Ontology annotation, cellular component: lysosome. The transcript has 2 exons. Gene Ontology annotation, molecular function: alpha-mannosidase activity; carbohydrate binding. NCBI's taxonomy places the organism in Eukaryota, Evosea, Eumycetozoa, Dictyosteliales, Dictyosteliaceae. The coding region runs from base 1 to 3207 and encodes 1068 amino acids. The record is from RefSeq and is a predicted model, not a curated record. Gene Ontology annotation, biological process: mannose metabolic process.